AUGUCAGCAUCCGGAUCUCGUGGCAGAGGCCGUGGCAAAAGACCUUAUCGAUCGACAGGAGGUCCUCCCGAGCCCUAUAGAUCUCAAUCAAUGGCUAUCACAUCGGAAAAAUAUCAUCAGACCAAUCUGGAUAGAAAUAACCCUAGUCGUCCACCAUCAGUGAAAGCGAAUACAUCUUCAGGACGGCGAUCUAAUGGUGAUCAACGUAAAUCUACAUCUCGUUCAUCAACAGGUCGUGCGAAGUCUACCCGAGCUUUUCGUGAACCUGUUCACUCAGCGAUACCAGAUACUGCACUAGUAUCAUUCGCUUGUCGACCAGAUCGUGGUGGAAAAGCUGGUUAUCCAUUAAAAUUGCAGACAAAUCAUUUCACUUGCAAUAUUCCUCGAUCAUUGAAAUGCCAUCAGUAUGAUAUUGAUUUACAAGCUGCGAAUCGAGAUGGCACCUGGCGAACUGCGAAAAAAGACGAUCGAUUUAUUAUUUUAACGAAAAUUAUCGAACGAGAAAACUUCCCAUUAGUGUGGUACGACGAAGGAAAAAGUCUUUAUUCCAUUGAACUACUUGUUGAUUUGAAAGAUCAGUAUGAGAUUACUAUCAAAGACAAGAAAAGUGAUCGAGAACAAAGGUAUCGAUUAUUGAUUAACAAUCUUGUUAAAUCUUACGAUAUUCAAGUUUUGUGGGAUUUUAUUGAGAAUAAAAUUGCGAUACGUCCUAGGGAUCCGAUUCGGAUUCUUGAAACUCUUCUAAAACAAACCACUCGAGCGACUAUGGUUUGUGUAAAAAAUCAGUUUUAUGAUAAGCGACAGACAUUAGACGAUCUAGGUGAUGGUCGAGGUUUAGCCAGUGGUUUUUAUCAAGCUAUGUUUUUAACUUGUAUUGGUGCUACAAUUAAUAUUAAUUCAACUUUUACAUGUUUUUACCAGCCAUUCAAUUUAGUUCAUUUUCUUUGCGAAUAUCUUCAACAUGAUAUUGUUCAAGAUGGUAUUGAUCAAAGGGAACAACAGUUAUUAUUAAGAAAAGUUCUCAGACCUAUCUGGCUGGAAACUCAUCAUGGCGAAAACGUGCGUAAGUACCGCAUACGUGGUUUCGGUGCACCUGCUCGUCAACAUACAUUUGCGCGUCAUGUCGACGGUGCGAGCGAUGAUACGCAAGAACGACAAACAGUCUAUGAUUAUUUCGCUGAAAAAUAUAAUAUUCAAUUACAGUAUCCUAAUUUACCAACAGUUGAAUUGUACACACCACCGAAUAACAUUCAAUUUCACUAUUUACCAAUGGAAUGUUGUACAGUUCAAGCUUGGCAACGUUCAAUAAAACCAUUAACUACAGAUCAACGUGCACGAGUAACGAAAAAGACUGUGGUCAAUCCAACUCAACGCCACAGGGCAAUUAUGGAUAUUGUCAAAACACGAAAAUUCAAUGAGGAUAAAUAUCUUAAUGAAAUAGGAAUGAGUAUUAUUGAUGAUAAAAUGAUUACUGUCUCUGCGAGAUGUAUACAACCACCCGAGAUAAAAUAUAAAAGUAUUCACGAUGAACAAAGUCAAAUUGUCGAAAGAAUUAACAUCGGAAAGUGGAAUCUGAGAAAUCGUUUUCAAACAACGAAGAACAUUAAUUGCUGGGCGUGUAUUAUGGUCUCCAGUCAAAAGCCUAAUCAAAAUCAACUAUCUAUAGCCAAUCAAUUUGUUGAACAAUUUCCUUCAAUUAUCAGCCAGUAUGGAAUCUAUUUUCAAUCGAGCCCGAUCAUGAGUUGUGAUCCAGCGGAUCCAGAUAUUAUUCAUAAACGUUUGCAAACAUUGAAAGAACAAAAUUGCGAAGUAGUUGUCUUUAUUUUGAAUGGCGUUGGAGAAGAUACUUAUAAAACAAUCAAAUAUUUCGGAAAUCAAAAACUCGGCAUUGUGACACAAUGUACGGAUUUCGUUGCGAUCGCCAAGAAUAUUCGCAGUCGAAAACUUGAUAUGUAUUUGCAAAAUCUUGUGCAAAAAUUCAAUGCUAAACUUGGCGGAGUCAAUGGAAUGGUCUCAUUAGCACGAGCAUUGACGACUGCUUCCGGAAAAGAUGAUGUUUUCAUGUUUUUCGGAGCCGAUGUUACACAUAUAACAUGUUCGAGAGAAAAACCAUCGAUUGCCGCUGUUGUCGGCUCAGUUGAUUCGACGAGUACUCAAUACGCAUCGAGAGUUGGUGAACAGUUUCCUGCUCGAGGAAAAAUAUCUUUAGAAAUCAUCAAAGAUCUAUAUCAGAUGUCAACAGAUCUUUUGAAGUUGUUCGCGCAAAGGAAUCACUGUUUUCCGAACAAAAUCGUUUUCUAUCGCGACGGUGUUGACGAUGGACAUUUCCAAAAAGUUUUGGAUAAUGAAAUACGUGCAUUACAAAACGCGUGUAAAGCACUCUACAUGACUAAUUCAUUACCAAAGAUCACGUUUAUCAUUGUCAAGAAACGUCAUAAUACAAGGUUUUUUCUGCAAGAUCAUCAAACAGGAAAUAUGAAUAACGUGCCACCAGGUACGGUUGUUGACACAGAUAUCGUGCAUCCGCAACAUUUUGAUUUUUAUCUCAAUAGUCAUGCUGCUAUCCAAGGAACAUCCAGACCUAUUCUGUAUCAUGUUCUGUACGAUGAGAUUGGUUUCACUUCGGAUGAAAUACAAUCCCUAACGUAUUUUCUCUGCCAUUCCGAUGUUCGAUGUACUAAAGCAGUAUCUAUACCGGCACCUGUGCAUUAUGCACAUCUGGCUGCUUAUCAAUCACGAGAUGCAGAAAGUUUCGAAAAUGAUCAAAAGAGUACCGCAGGAGAUUUUAACGAUGAUGAUUUAGUCGACGGUAUGGGAUCAAUUACAUUGCAAGACGUCGAGUCCAGAUUAAUUCAACUUGAUCCUUCUAUUCAAGAUACAAUGUGGUAUGUCUAA
Messenger RNA from Adineta ricciae, 2895 nucleotides. Lineage: Eukaryota; Metazoa; Rotifera; Eurotatoria; Adinetida; Adinetidae. The record is from the annotation of a GenBank genome assembly.